CGACAUAACAGCGAAUAUUCUGAUUUCUGACUUUUAGUGUGAUAUUCAAGUUACAAAAAAUCUCUGUGAAAUACGAAAGAAGAAGAAAAAAAAUAGAUAAAAUAGUUUAAGUCGAAAAAAAAAAAAAUUAAUAAAUUUAAAUAUAGAUGACAUUUUGAAGAAAAUUUUGAAAAUACAUAAAGGAAAGUGCUUGUUUUUUGGAAAAUCAACAAAACAAAAAAGAUCAAAUAUGGCAGAAGAUUAUAGAAGCACAGUGAAAUUAAUUGUAAAAGCAUCAAAUCAACAAUUUGAAGAUCAAGUUGUUGAAUGUUCAUAUACUUGGUCAGUACUAAAUCUAAAGACACAUCUUUCUGAGAGUUAUCCUAGUAAACCAUCAAUUGCAGAGCAAAAAUUAAUUUAUGCUGGACAACUUUUAACCGACAAAUUAAUUUUACGUGAUAUUCUACGAAAUUAUGAUGAUAUAGAACCAACAAAUCAUAUAUUUCAUUUAGUAUAUACACCAAAACAGCGUCAAAUGACAUCACCAUCAUCUCAAUCAAAUACAUCGGAUUCUGCAACGAAUGAUAAUAAUAUAAAUAAUUUUCGAACAGAUGGUUUAAGGCAAAGAAAUGUUCAAAAUAUUCAAAAUAGUAACCAAGUUAAUAGUUCAACUGGAAAUGGCAACCCACAAACAAUUGGAAUUAAUCAAAUAGAGACAAAUAACUGCCCUCCGAUACCAACAUUUGGUUUCCCAAUUGGAACAACAAUUGGUGGUAUAGGUGCAGAACAAUUCAAUUCAAACAAUAUUAUUGCACAUCAAAUGGCAUUACAAACAUGGAUGCAACAAACAUAUGCUCAAUAUGUAAAUCAAUAUAUGAAUCAAUACAUGAGUCUUUAUGGCGCAAAUGAUACAUCUGCUUCUGCAACAUCCGGUGUUAGUAUGCCACAAUUUCCUUUUAUGCCAUACACCGCAUCAUCAAUACCUGUACCUAAUAUUCCAAAUACAGGAUCAGCUUCAACAGGUGUCACUGCAAAUAUCUUACCACAAACAUCGCAACCAACAAUCAGAAAUAAUCAACCGCAAAUUGCUAAUCAACCAAAUACUGGCAUUCAAGGAAAUGAUAACCCAGCACCACAAGCUCCCCAACAAGCAGCUGCUCCAAGAUUCCCACAAAUUGUACAAGAAGAACAAGAAAAUCGAGAUUGGCUAGAUACGUUUUAUUCGAUGAGUAGGCUUUUGGUUUUAUUAAUACUAGUAUAUUUUUAUUCCUCACCGUUAAGAUGUCUUGCCGUUCUAUUUUUGGGUGUAAUGAUAUAUCUGUAUCAUGUAGGAUUUUUCAGAAAUCACUUGAAUGUUGGAGCUGUUGAAGCAAAUAAUAAUGUACGCAAUAAUCGUAAUAAUAAUAAUCAACAACAAAAUCAACAACCUGAAGGUGCUCAAAGAAACGCUGCAGGAGUAGAUACACCAAAUGGAAACGAUGAAAAUAGUAAUGCGUCAUCUGAAAAUAAUGCAGAUGAUGGAACUUCAAAUAAUGUAGGGGGAGAAAAUCAAAAUGAUGGAACAUCUGUGAUUGCAUUUCUUAGAACUUUUGUAAUAUCAUUUUUAACAUCGAUCCUACCAGAAGCACCAACGUUAUAAAUUUUAAUUAUUUAUAUUAAAAAAAAAUAUCUUUUUGCUAUUUUAAAAUAAGGCAAAUGGUAACAAAAAAAUUAAAAAUAAUUUGUUGUUAAAUAGAAUAGUAGUACAUUUGUUUUCACAAAAAUUUUUAUUAUGCAUACUACUGUUAUUUUUCUAUUUUUUAUUUUUUGAAAAUUUAAAUACAGAGAUUUUUUAAUUUUCCAGUGGAUUUAUUUUUCGACUAGACUUGUGUACAUUAUUAUUGUAAUUUAUUAAUACUAUGUUAAUAUAAGAAUUAUUAUUAAUUUAAUCAAAUUAACAAUAAAUAUACGAAAAAGGAGAA
Condylostylus longicornis is the source of this 1940-nucleotide messenger RNA. RefSeq names its product homocysteine-responsive endoplasmic reticulum-resident ubiquitin-like domain member 2 protein (gene Herp). Gene Ontology annotation, molecular function: protein binding. The record is from RefSeq and is a predicted model, not a curated record. The transcript is spliced from 5 exons. Gene Ontology annotation, biological process: endoplasmic reticulum unfolded protein response. Bases 230 to 1618 code for a protein of 462 amino acids. Lineage: Eukaryota; Metazoa; Arthropoda; Insecta; Diptera; Dolichopodidae.